AUGACCAAUAUUGAGGAGUUGACAAACCAGCUUUCUGCAAUGGCCACCGAUCAACAAGAAGGGGUUCUGAGAUCAUAUUCAGAUUCACCGCCAAGUCAUUACUGCCUGAGAGUUGAAGCCUUUUCACUUCUGACUGAACAGUCCGUGGACGGAUAUGAAACGGAGGUGUUUGGAGCUGGAGGUUACAAUUGCCAUUACAAUAUGUAUAACUUUGCUCACAGGAAGCUGGUGUUCUACCCCAAAUGGAAACAAGAAAAGAGAUGGUUCUUUUUACUUGAUCAGAAAAAGUGCAAGUAUUUAGUUGUUGAAGGUAUUAUACAUGAUCUAUUUAAACCAAUGCUUUUUGCAAAGGAAAUUUGCUUUCAUCGGGUGAUGCUUCGCUCGCCACGCUUUGAUAAGCUUAUGCCUCUAAAAGAAUUUACAGAUGCCUCGAAUGGAUUUCUCAUUGAAGACACAUGCGUGAUUGGAGCUGAGGUUUUUGUGUGUAAAGAAAAAGCUUUAGGCAAAAGAGAGCAUUUAUCAAAGAUAAAUAAUGCCUUUAUGUCCAAGCAUGUUUGGAACGUGGAUAAAUUUUCAAAGUUGACUGGUAAAUGUCAUGGGUCAAAACCAAUCAGUGCUGGAGACCAGAAAUGGCAGAUCAGUAUCUAUCCCAAGGGAAUUUCAUAUGGAAAAGGCACUCAUUGUUCUAUUUACUUAAAGUUGGUUGAUCGGAAACCAAUUCCUCCACAAAACGCUGUUUCAGUGUCGAGUCACCCUCAUGGGGUUGGAGAGUUCAUCAGUCUAAAAAUUUUGGAGGAGGAGAAAGGGCUUUUGAAGAACGAUACUUGCAUUCUGGAGGCAGAGGUCAUCGUCCAUGGAGUUUCUAAAGUACUGUAG
Messenger RNA from Argentina anserina (silverweed cinquefoil), 876 nucleotides. RefSeq lists its product as uncharacterized. NCBI's taxonomy places the organism in Eukaryota, Viridiplantae, Streptophyta, Magnoliopsida, Rosales, Rosaceae. The transcript has 7 exons. Gene Ontology annotation, molecular function: protein binding. The record is from RefSeq and is a predicted model, not a curated record. Bases 1 to 876 code for a protein of 291 amino acids.